GGGUCAGAGGUGCUGUACUUCGUUUCCCGGCUCGUCCUACCGUCACCGCUCCCACGGCCAGACGGCAGCACCUCCCUGUUGGCACAGGUAUCCGCGUCAGUCGUCUCCUCCGCCGGAGUCCAGGCAGAGAGUCAGAGAGCAGAUCGGUUCCGGCUGUCGUAUGGACGUAACUUUGAGCCGAGAGGCUUCACUGAGCUGGAGGCUUCGCAGGUUAAUUGUUUUUUGAAGCAGGGCAGGGACUUGUGCCGAAUCGCCUGCGACAUCAAAUCACUGUUCUGCAUGUUUCUCAAUGUUGUGUUGAUCGAAACGGAAGGACAGGAGCGUUUUUUCCACCCACCUGGCACUGUCCCCAUAGAGCCGAUGUCCGUGGACAUGGAAAGGUUCGUCCAUCGGGGCUGGGAUGGGCGGGUCCUAGAUGUGGACGAAUUUCAGGUAGCCAAAGCUCUGCUGACCGGAGAAGCGGACCUCCUGAGCCAGGAAGUCGACGGCAAGCACCUCUUCGACUGGUGCUGUCACUUUGGACACCAGAGCACUGCUGCAGCGAUGGUUUCGUUUGGAGUGCAAGGUUGCGUUUUCAAGGGACCUCGCAGCUUGCCGCGACAUUGUUCUGGACCUGUCACUCGACGAGAACCUCGCUCCACUGAUGUAUUCACUGCACUCCCUACUUGCCACUGCCGUGGUCGGUCUACCUGCAAAACGUGCGGCUGGGCCUUUCCGGAGCAAAAGGGCAUAUGGGUGGAGCAGUGGGAUGCAAGCCUCCAGGAGGCCAAAAACGCCGCGAAAAGUGCUGCCACGAUACCUGUCGUUCGCGCCUUGUUGGAGGCCUUUCGCUCCCAGGCGGCUGUUGACGGAAUCGCCACGGCUGAAGGCAUGGCUUACCUUCUCGAUGUUGCCAUCCUCAUCGGGGAUGCCGAACUGGCGAGAUGCUGCGCCAAGCACUGCACCCGUUUGCCUUUAAGGCGCUGGAGAGGCGAGGAGCUUGUGAGGAUCAUGGAAGAUAACCUCCUGCUUCGAGCAGAGAUUCGGGAGAAAGACGUUCUGGUUGCCGCUCUGGCCGCCGGCCUGGAGCUCGAGCAUCUGAAGCUGGACGGGGCCGGCAGGGUGUCGCUUGCGGAAGCCAUCGUACUUUCCGCAGACGCUGAGCUCUGGCACCGAGUCGAAGACCUUCAACUGCAGCUCGGGCCCUGGCCAGCGCAUGAUGAAGUUUAUAACACAAUGGCCGAGUUUCUCCUCGAUCGCUCCGCCGACCAAAACAGCCUGAGCUCGGAGCGCCUGCAUCGGGCCGAGAGAGCCGGCCUCGCGCUGACCUCGUUUCGGGUGCAGGUUUUCUUUGACUGCCAGGGAUGUGGCAGCAGUUAUUUUCAGAAACCGUUCUCCUUGCUGGACUUGGCGAUCUUCUUUGGUCAGAGCGACUGUGCAGAACUCUGUGGGUCGAUGGACAUUGAGGCGACAAAGGUUACGCUGCCAGCGAGCCUUGAAGCGAUGCCUAUAGAGUGGGAGGACGUGGAUACAUGCUUUUCUUGUGGAUGUACCUCGUUUGGAAUUACAGAUGAUACAGAUUUCACUGACUGGGCCGAGAGCAUCGCAUCGCUCCCGGAGCGCCAGGCUGCAGCAGCCGAGGCCCUUCGCACGGCGCUGCAGGCAUCCCACCGAAAAACCGCAAGCUCUGCAGGCUUCGGGCUCUUCCAGGCCAUGCGAUGCUGGGCUCGCGGGAAGUCGGUGCCAAUAUCUUUGGUAAACUUGGUGUUGACAUUCGCAGCAAAGCGGCCAUCACUGCUGCAGGCCCUCGAGGGACGUGAGGGGGAGCUCCCGCCCUUGGGCCACUGGUGGGAGGAGUCGGAGCACCGAGUUCACCAAGACCCUCGGAGUCCCCAGCCAAUGGUGGAGAGUACGGAGCCACAUCCAGUCAGUCAGAAUGUUGGCAUGCGGGAGGAGUCGGGGCAAGAUGGUGCGAGCCAGAGUCCACAACAAGCGGAUGAUCCCUGCGUGCAGGCAGGGCCGUCGCCAUCUGCGAACGGCGGCGACCCGUCGGUCGCUGCAGCUUCCUCCCCGACAAAUGCUGACACUCCAAGCCCAGAUGUGAAGCCUUCCGCCAACGAUGACCUCAUGAUCGCCCUCCGCGACAGCAAGAGCGACAUGCCCCCUCUGAGCCCGGAAGGUGCAGUGGUCUUCCGGCUCUCCCGGCAGAGCAAUGCCCCGCGCGUCAAUGACAUCCUCCUCGAUGCGACGGGCCCAUUGGCUGAACUCCACCUGCGAGUGUUGGAGGCUGGUUGCGAGGUCGCACCGAAAUGGUCGCCGGUGAAGGCCUUGUUUAUUCCCGUGACGGAGCCGCAGAUGCAGGAGUUGCUUCACUCGGAGAGUGACCGCUACGAGCUGGGAAAGACGCACAUCGUGGCCCUCCUCUCGGACUUUGACCUCAUCGACGGAGCGCUGCGCCAGCUCCCAAAGAUCACGCGGCCGAAGCUCCGGAGAGACACUCCGAAGGAGCAUGCGGAAGGCGAUGCCGAAGCUGCGGCAGGAGAUGAGGAAGACGAUGCGCCCAUGAUCGUCCUGGAAGGAGGGCUCCGUACAGACUCCAGCGUGGGCUUCCCGCCGAAUCCGUGGCAGUCGGAGCAGUGA
Molecule: messenger RNA, 2619 nt
Organism: Symbiodinium necroappetens
Lineage: Eukaryota; Dinophyceae; Suessiales; Symbiodiniaceae
Source: the annotation of a GenBank genome assembly